Paramacrobiotus metropolitanus is the source of this 1774-nucleotide messenger RNA. RefSeq names its product galactoside alpha-(1,2)-fucosyltransferase 2-like. Gene Ontology annotation, cellular component: membrane. Gene Ontology annotation, biological process: carbohydrate metabolic process. The record is from RefSeq and is a predicted model, not a curated record. Gene Ontology annotation, molecular function: galactoside 2-alpha-L-fucosyltransferase activity. Lineage: Eukaryota; Metazoa; Tardigrada; Eutardigrada; Parachela; Macrobiotidae. Bases 632 to 1594 code for a protein of 320 amino acids. The transcript has 4 exons.
GGUACUUACGUCGUAUUAAUAUGCAACACCAGUUACUCCAAAUCUGGAAUAUAUUACAGGCUCCAAUAUAGUUAUGCAUACGGUAAUAAGAGUACUUAAAAUUAUGCAAGAGGUGAUGUUGUCCCUAAAGGUUGUUUUCGAGAGAGUAUGAUGAUGUACUUACUACCCGACUAUUUGCCGCAAUUAUUUUCAUGUUCUUGUAUUCUUUGAGUUUCUGUAUUUACAUAUGCUAUCCGUUAUGCAUCUGGAUAUCUGUCUAACCUAAGAUAGCGAAUUCUGUCAAUCGGUGUGUAGUACCGUUUACUGGAGAAUUACCGUAGUAUGACGAACUGGGCAUCUCGGCGAAUUUUGGUUGCUGCACUCAUAAUAGCUUUUUCCGCUGGUUGCUUAUUAUUGGUACCGGCACUGAGCCGUUUUGCGUAUAAUUUUUGUUGUGUUUGGUCAGCAUCAGCAACUUCGAAAGGCACAAAUCUGUAUCCAUGGCCAGGUGCGCAACUGCGCAUAAGCAUCUGGAAUUUCACUAGUAACGAUCGAAAGAGAACAGCCAGUCCGAACGUGCCGGUCACCGGCAAGAUCCGGCAGAGUACUGAACACAGACCUGAGCCGGCUUCGUUGCGACUUGGUAAAUCGUAUGGCUGGUCGGAUCGAAGUGGCCAAAAAGUACCGCAUCCAACAGCACAAAUUGUUCCACACUGUCAACAACAACAUGCUCAACGGAUCAUCCUUGCGCAGAUUCCUGACUUAUCAGCCGGUGGAUGGAGGACUGGGAAAUUUCAUGUUCCAGUCUGCCAUGCUUGUAGGUUGUGCUCGAAAGAAUGACCGGAUUCCAGUACGCAUUACCCACGACUCCAGGUUGGAGCUUUUCGAGGGAAUGGACAUCGGUUUCCUUAACCGGUCCGUCCUUUUCCCGAACAAUUCACGUAAAGCGCAGACUCUUGGGGAAUUAGGUCCGGGAAAAUUCAGUCCUGACUUUCACAACGUGAGCUCUCGCUUCCCCGAUCAAGCUGCAUCAUUAUCUGGUUACGGCCAAUCGUGGAAAUACUUCCAUGAUGCAUCUCAUGAGAUCCGCGCGCUGUUGACCUUCAAAGAAACUAUCCAACAGGAAGCUAUUAACGCCAUCCUGGACGGACUGAGCAACCUGAGCAGGCGGGGCGUGCUGCUUAACCGCAUGCAGCCGGUUCAUGUAGGGAUCCAUGUGCGGCGAGGCGACAUCGUCAGUGACGCCGAUCAGGUCGCUCAUGGCCACGUGGCCGCCACGGAAGAGUAUCUGCUGCGCAUGGCGCUGCGCAUCCAACGCCGGUACCCGUACGCAGUCUUCUUUGUCAUCAGUAACGACUUGGACUACUGCCGACGAUUAUUCCGCGAGCCCAACUUCAUCUUCGUCGAUGGGAAUGCGGCCGAAGUGGACAUGGCUAUAAUGACCUUUAUGGAUGUGAUGGUGAUGAGUGUUGGGAGCUAUAGCUGGUGGUCGUCUUAUCUUAGCGAUGCUCAAGAGGUUUUCUAUUUUAAGGACUGGCCGAGGAAUGGCAGUGACUUUGCAGAAGGAGUUGCAGCAGAAGACUAUUUUUUUCCUGCGUGGCAUGGUGAUAAUUAGACGGAAGACUGCGCAACAGUGUGCAAGCGAAAAAAUAUCGACUCUUUUAUUAUCAUCUACGCUGUUUAAUUUGUCAAAAUUGUUCGUCGUGCUUUCCGAUGUCGUGAAACAAAGUUAAAAUACGAGACACUACAAGUACAAGUACCUGUAUCAGUCUCAAUGAACAUUAGAAAGCUUUAA